Fusarium sp. VM40 is the source of this 1224-nucleotide messenger RNA. NCBI's taxonomy places the organism in Eukaryota, Fungi, Ascomycota, Sordariomycetes, Hypocreales, Nectriaceae. The record is from the annotation of a GenBank genome assembly.
AUGAUUAAGCAGAAGCCAUCAGUUUGGAGGGCGCUUAGGUCGCUUGCCUUGAUCCUCUCAAUUCCCCUCAUUAUACAAUACCUUGUCCUCAAAUGGUACAGCACAUCACAGACUGCACCUGCGACAAAGGUGCAUGAGCCUCAGUAUGAAACAAAUCUUACUGUUUGGGAGGUCCUUAACAAAGAUGAACGCGUUUCCAAAUUUGUCGAGAUUGUGAGCAAACUGCCUGACAUUGUCCGGGGUUUGUCAGCGCCACAGGGUCGCUUCACUGUCUAUGCCCCUGUCAACGAAGCUUUCGACUCCUUUUACUUUCCACCUGACCCUCCACCAUUCUUCAACCUUUUCAUUGCAGGAUGCCAUAUGGGACCGGGACCUGUAUCCGCUGAGCGGCUUCAGACAUUGGGCACGGUCCCGUCCUUUGUCAAUGGGGACAUCUUCUUUACCUACAAGCAGCGCAUCAGUGUACAGCACACAAGCGAUGGGUUGACACUUAACCACGCGGCUCAACUUCUCCCACUGAAUAAGUCGCAAUCAGUGGCAGUGAAUGGAUUCAUCCAUCACAUCGACACCGUCUUGGUACUUCCCAACUCAACUGCCCAUGCCCUUCGUACCCGACCAGAGCUAUCAACCUUUCGGCGAGGCCUUGAGACCUCAAAGCUUUCUGAAGGUAUCUACGACACCAACGCGCAUGUAUCUCAGACCAUCUUUGCUCCAACCAAUGCUGCAUUUGGCCGUCUUGGAAAAAAGGCAACUCAAUUCCUGUUCAGUCAUGGGGGCAGUCCCUAUCUCCGUGCUUUGCUUAAGUAUCAUGUAGUGGCCAAUAAAACACUUUUCAGUGAUACUUAUUGGCCACACAAUGGAGCUGAGUUACUUGAUCUAACUGAAACUAAAUCCAAAGAACCUCACCAGUUCGAUCUGUCGACACUACAUAAGAAUCUCACACUGAAGGUUGAUAGUUCAAAAGCACGGAAAGCUUGGGGCCUAAGUGUUGCUAAAGGUAGUGACAGUGAAGGUAAGAGUGAUGGUUUUGUCCCAAUUUCAACGCCCGAUAUCAUCUUGAUGGACGGGGUCAUACAUCUUAUAGAUUCUGUUCUUUUACCUGAAGCUAUUUCGCAGAACAAGGACGGCUCUUGGUUAAAUAGACUUACUGCAGGGUUGGGAAGUAGCAAGCUAAGUAUCGAGGAGUUGACGGACUUGCUUGGGCCUUAUAUCGAUGAGUUCUGA